GCACAUCAUUCUUUGGUCGCACGCUGUCUGCAUGACUUCUGCGUCAGGGGAUCGUGGCAUAAAAGCAGCCCGGUGAGGAAGUGCAUAUGCAAUGCAGUGAGUUUUCCCGCAGGGAGCACUGCUUCUUGAUCCGUACACUUACAACGGAACCAGACACGUGCAGGAACCAGUGGACGGCUGACAUUCCGCAAAGACUUCUCGCUAAGGAAGGCGACUCUGCGAGACAACGGUGAACGCGCCUAACCACGCCUCGCAGCGACCACAGUCACCAACAAGCUUCACCGAAGACCUCGCGUGCCAUCUCGCCAAGCCGCGUCCACACGUAAAUCCACAUGGCGGUGUCCUCAUUAGCAUCUCUACUUGAACUGUACCAUCACGUGUGGUCCUUCCGAGACCCCAGGGUAGAAGGAUGGGGCGUAGUGACUGAGGGCCGCCUCAUCAUACCGCUCCUGUUUGCAUACGUGUACCUGGCCAAAAUCGGCGGCCCCCGAUGGAUGAAGAAUCGCGAACCGUACAAGCUUCGAAGCGCGAUCCUGGCGUACAACUUCAUGAUGGCGUUGGUGAACGCCUACUUCUGUUACCGGUACGCAAGAUUAACGUACUUCGGCGGCGGCUACAACUUCAUCUGCCAGGGCUUCAAGAAUGACGAGCAUUCUGUAGAGGUGGUGCACUUGAACUAUUGGUACGUAUACGUCCGCAUCGCCGACUUCCUCGACACGUUCUUCUUCGUGGCCCGCAAGAAGUUCUCGCAGAUAUCGGCGCUCCACGUCAUCCAUCACUUCCUCGUGGUGCUCAGUGGUUGGGUGUGGCUCAACUUCGGCAACGAGGGCCAGGGAAUACUGGGACUGAUCAUAAACCAAGCUGUGCACGUGAUUAUGUACACGUACUACUUCCUGGCGGCCCUUGGACCGGCAGUGCAACCAUACCUGUGGUGGAAGAAGUACCUCACCCGCCUGCAGAUUGCGCAGUUCAUAUUCGUCGUUGUGCACUUCACUGUUCCGAUAUUCUACGACUGCGGCUAUCCAAAGGCAUUGGCACUGUUUGGCAUCGCGCAGUUACUGCUCGGACUCGCAUUGUUCAUCAACUUCUACGUCCAGACAUACAUCCGAAAAAAGGGCGCCAGUAAGGAAACGUCGUUGGCCAAUGAAAUGCUUCUGGUGCCCGGAAUUCUGGUUCUGCUCGCCGCAUUUGCGCAAUCCAAGAGUGACCCCGACCAGCUGCCGCUAGGAAUUAAGGGACACGGUAUCAUGGACCUGCACAAAGGAGACACUGCUCUUGUAUUCUACGUGACGGUGAGCAACCUAGGCCACGACCCCCUCUCCCUAUCUCUCGUGAGCCGCUCGUGUUGCCAGCAAGUUGCUCCGGGUGACGUCGACUGUGACUCUAUGUUGCUGAUCGGAGGUGACAUGGGAGACAUUUACCCGGGUGACAGCCAGAACCUCACGGCCUACUACCCAAAUUUGUACCUCGUGGACCGGGUGGGUUACUGCGAGUUGGAGAUCGCAGCACCGGAUGGCGAGAAGCUGCUUCACACGGUGACCUUCAACACGACCGUGCCCAGGGGAGGACACAGUGUGCCUUCUUUUCUUCGUGGUAAGUGA
Rhipicephalus microplus (southern cattle tick) is the source of this 1601-nucleotide messenger RNA. RefSeq lists its product as uncharacterized. The record is from RefSeq and is a predicted model, not a curated record. NCBI's taxonomy places the organism in Eukaryota, Metazoa, Arthropoda, Arachnida, Ixodida, Ixodidae.